This is a messenger RNA of Cynara cardunculus var. scolymus (artichoke), 1082 nucleotides long. Its product is annotated as ras-related protein RABC1-like. The record is from RefSeq and is a predicted model, not a curated record. Lineage: Eukaryota; Viridiplantae; Streptophyta; Magnoliopsida; Asterales; Asteraceae. The transcript is spliced from 7 exons. The coding region runs from base 263 to 892 and encodes 209 amino acids. Gene Ontology annotation, molecular function: GTP binding; GTPase activity.
ACCGUUUAACAGGCUCAAGGCACGUAGCAAUUUGCGUAACGAAGAGUUUUGAGUGGCAUUUCUGCAACCUUCUCCCCUUGUAUCCUUUUCUGUGAAAAACCUAAACCCUAAAUUCAUAUAUUAAAUAUUAACAAUUGAUUGCUUCAUGUGUACGAUUCCAAUUAGAGCUGUCACCCUUUCCAUCAAUUUUUUUGCAUCAUAGAUCUGUAGGUUGUGCUCGAUUCUCGCUCCAAAAAAGGUCACUGGUACAGGGACUUCAUCCAUGGAUUCUUCUUCGGGAUCGGAAUUUGAUUAUUUGUUCAAGUUGUUGAUGAUUGGGGAUUCAGGAGUUGGUAAAAGUAGUCUACUUUUGAGUUUCACUUCUGACACCUUUGAAGAACUUUCUCCUACCAUUGGAGUGGAUUUUAAGGUAAAACAAGUUACGAUUGGGGGGAAGAAGUUAAAGCUUGCUAUUUGGGACACUGCUGGGCAGGAAAGAUUCAGAACUCUAACCAGUUCAUACUAUAGAGGAGCCCAAGGAAUUAUAAUGGUGUAUGAUGUAACCCGAAGAGAAACAUUCACAAACUUAUCUGAUAUAUGGUCAAAGGAAAUUGACCUGUACUCGACAAAUCAAGACUGCAUCAAGAUGCUUGUUGGCAAUAAAGUUGAUAAGGAAAAUGAUAGGGUUGUCACGAAAAAAGAAGGGAUUGACUUCGCCAGGGAAUAUGGAUGUCUAUUUAUCGAGUGUAGUGCAAAAACACGGGUAAAUGUUGAGCAGUGUUUUGAGGAACUUGUUCUCAAGAUUUUGGAUACACCCAGUCUCACUGCGGAGGGGUCAACUACCGUGAAAAGGAACAUAUUUAAACAAAAGCCUCCAACAGGUUCAGACGAAGCAACAAGUGGAUGCUGCUGAGCUGAAGAUGAUAUGAGUUGUAACUCGUUGUUUUCAGUUCCAAAACAGGCAUUGUCUUAGUUAAUCAUGAAUGUAAAUUUGGUUAUUUGGGGAUAUGUUUGGUUUUUCUUCAUCUUCUUUUUUUCUUUGAAUUGAAUCAUCACGAUAUAUGCUGACUUUGGUUGCUAUAAACUGAUUUGAGUGGAUUCAA